GCUCCUCACCACCGCCUCCGAUCCCCUUCCCCGACCGUCCUCUACACGCCCGCUCCCGCCUUCGACGAGGAGGACGCCGACGGGGAUGACGACGAGGUGGGUAAACUUAUUGAGCCGUUCUCCAGGUACCAGCUCGUUGCGCUCCUCCUCUUCGCCGCCGCAUCUGAUGCCGCUACCCUGGACGAGAUCCGCCGCACCGCUGACUUAGACACCUCCCGCCGCAAACUAUUCGUCCAUCGCCUCGACUGGAACACCACCGCCGAUGCCCUCCGUUUCUCGUACUCCCGCUAUGGGGACAUGAUGAUUACCGCUUCCUUCCGCCAUGCCCUCCGUCGCCCACAGAAGCUAAUCGACGGCCGCAUGGCCUCUUGCCAACUCGCAUCUGCUGGCUCCACCGGUGAGAUGGAGGAGGGUCCUAUUGGCUUUGUUCGGAAUAUUGGGAAGCCGAAAGGGCACGCUUUGUUUGUCUAUAAGACAGUGGAGGGUGCCAUGAGAGCCCUCGAGGAGCCAAACAAGAAUUUUGAGGGUAUUGUUCCUCAAUGUGAGAGGGCUAACGACAAAAAUAAGGGGGCACAAGAUUUUAAUACAGCAGCUCCACUCAAUGCAGCACCGAGCAAAGGAAAUCUCAAUGGUCCUGAUUAUACAAUGCAUGUAUCAGAUAUUGGGUUAGCUCAACAAGCUGCAUUGACGGGGCAGGGUUUUCUUGGCAUGGGCGGGGCACAAGCAUAUGGGCAGGCUAUGCAGUCUAAUGCUACUGUGCUUGCUUUACUAGCAGCUGCUUGGCAGAAUCCAGCUGCAUUUGGAAUGACACCUUCUGUUCUUACUUUGAACCCUUCCUUUGCAACUACAUUUGGUGCUGCAGGGAGUCAGCAGACUGCACCCACUUUACCUCAGAUGGCCCAGGUGCCAAACUAUGGGGCUGCAAGUUCUGUAUAUCAGGGAUCUGCUGGUUUCCAGGGCGCUACAGGUUUUCAAGGUUCGCCAGGGUUUUUAGGACCUCCAGGGUUUCAGGGCCCUCAGGGGUAUCAGAGCAGUCAGUCUGUUGCUCAAAGUGGCAGCUCUUACCCAACAGGGACAGCUCCAGUGUCAAGGCGACCAACUGGAUCAAUGUGUGGAUAUGGACAAGUUUAGGUAUAGAUGAUAUCAUUUAACAUGUAUUUAUGUAACUACUUGCGCAAAUUAUUGGUCACACGCACAUCAUGUUCGAUUUCCUUUCUAACUGUCGUUCCUGUGUUCUAGUUCCAUUCAGAGGUCUUGAUUCUGUGCCAUUUAAAGAUUACAUGGAUUUUCAAUCUCUGUUGGUGCUGGAUAUCAAGAAAGGCUUCCGAUGCUACAGUUGUUCAAAUACUGGAACUGCUUAUAUCUAUUUUUCACUCUAUUGAUUUUUGACUUAUGUUUUUGGUAUUCUUCCUUGGAAUUCCGUUACUAUGUUUUUAUAUAGUGGACAAUGUUGUUCGAACUUUAUUGUCAAAUCUUAAUUUUUGUAAUGCA
Messenger RNA from Zingiber officinale, 1491 nucleotides. Its product is annotated as UBP1-associated protein 2B-like. Gene Ontology annotation, molecular function: nucleic acid binding. The transcript has 3 exons. NCBI's taxonomy places the organism in Eukaryota, Viridiplantae, Streptophyta, Magnoliopsida, Zingiberales, Zingiberaceae. The record is from RefSeq and is a predicted model, not a curated record. The annotation marks the transcript as partial.